AUGGACUCGGAUUGGGCCUUGGCGUCGGACGGCGCCAACGACCCGCUGCGCAACGCCUACUUGCUCCAGCACCAGCUGAGCCACAGCGGCGAGCGCAACUUUGUUUGCCCGCACGACGCCUGCGGAAACACCUACCAACGGAAAGACCACUUGGUCCGGCACGUCAAGGCUGUGCAUGAAGACACCAAGCGGGCCCAUGUCUGCGACCGAUGCGGCGCCGCGUUCGUCUACAAGCACGGACUGAGCCGACAUGUGGCGGCGGCGCACGACAACCCGGCGCGGCCGUACGUCUGCGCGGUGUGCCAAGCCUCGUUCAAGAAGAAGUCGGGAUUGCAGGCGCACGCGUUUGUGCACACGGGCGUCGUGCCAUUCCCGUGUCCCGAGCCCGGGUGCGCGGCGGCGUUCACCAAAAAGUGUCUACUGACCAAGCACACGCUCUCGAGCCACAGCGGCGCUUCGCUCACGAUCGGUCUCCCCGACGCCAGCGUUGCGUUUACGUGCAGUGUGUGCCGUGCGACGCUGAGCUCGCGCAAGACGCUGCGCGAACACGAACGGUUGCACGAGAGCGCGCCGACGCGGUACCCGUGUCCCGACUGCGGCAAGACAUACCUCUCCAAGACGAACCUCAACUCGCACAGGCGCACCGUGCACGCGCGGGCGCGGCGGUUCCCCUGCGAUUUCUGCCUCGACGUCUUCUCGUACAAGCACGUGCUCCAAAACCACAUUGCGCGGUGCCACACCAACACCGAGCCGCGGCCGCAACGUCGACAAGGGCUCUCGCAAGACAAGAUCCGAGCGCGGCUCUUGGGUAGCCGAACGACGGCGAUGCCUCAAGCAGACGACGACGGGCUGUGGAUGCAGGCACUCGUGGAUGGCAUCGAGGCGAACGAUCCCUCUAUGGAAGCGGCGCCCGAGACCGCGCUGAAUCUAAAGGCCGAGAUCGCUUCCGAGGUUCUGGAUGCCGCCACGAGUGUCGAUGAGAAAAUAGAGUUGUAG
Saprolegnia parasitica CBS 223.65 is the source of this 996-nucleotide messenger RNA. RefSeq lists its product as hypothetical. The coding region runs from base 1 to 996 and encodes 331 amino acids. Gene Ontology annotation, cellular component: nucleus. Lineage: Eukaryota; Oomycota; Saprolegniomycetes; Saprolegniales; Saprolegniaceae. The record is from RefSeq and is a predicted model, not a curated record. The transcript has 4 exons. Gene Ontology annotation, molecular function: RNA polymerase II transcription regulatory region sequence-specific DNA binding; DNA-binding transcription factor activity, RNA polymerase II-specific. Gene Ontology annotation, biological process: regulation of transcription by RNA polymerase II.